Messenger RNA from Schistocerca nitens (vagrant locust), 765 nucleotides. It is a transcript of the gene PIG-P, whose product is annotated as phosphatidylinositol N-acetylglucosaminyltransferase subunit P. The record is from RefSeq and is a predicted model, not a curated record. Lineage: Eukaryota; Metazoa; Arthropoda; Insecta; Orthoptera; Acrididae. The transcript has 4 exons. The coding region runs from base 152 to 547 and encodes 131 amino acids.
UAAAGUGAGGGCGCCAGAAGUUAGGAAUCUAAGGGUGUGCAUGACAAAUUUUUUCGAGAGUCUCCUCUCAGUAGUUGAGACAAUUGAAGAGUUCGGGGAAGAAAACAGUUAACGACAUUAACAGUGAAGAGCGUGCAUCCGGCCGAGAGCCAUGCCCGAGCACACCCCGGCACCGACACCGGCGCGUGCCGUCUACGGGUUCGUCUUGUACCUGGCGUCCGUCACGUCGGCCGCACUCUUCCUGCUGUGGGCGUACGUGCCGCCGGAUGUGGCAUCUUCACUCGGUCUCAGCUACCUGCCCCAGCGCUACUGGGCCGUCGCCCUGCCGGUGCACCUGUGUGUCGGGCUGGCGCUGUUCGCAUUUUUCUUCUACCCCGGACUGGGUCUCGCGAUGACGCCCGCCCUCUCGGACCCGCAGACCGUCGGGGACGGGCGAGGCCGCGGGGCGCGGAACGCCGCGCCUGCGCCCGGUGCCGUACCCCCGGUGGGAGACCUACACGUCUCCGAGGUGUGCCGCCACCUGUACCUCGGGGGGCAGAGCGGCUGACAGCCGGGGCGUGGAGCUGGGCCGGAGGUGUCUCACCGAGUGGCGUCCCGCGUUCUGAAGUUUGCCAGACAAGAGGAGCUUCAACUGCUGGUGUUGUGUGGUGGACUCUUGUGGAGCACGUGUUUAUGUUGAGACAAAAGUGUAAAAUUGUUCUAAAGGCUAUUGAUAAAGGUUGUCUUGUGUGUUAAUGAAUAAACUAUCUUAAAUUUUUUCCUCAA